GAAAGGACUGUUUGGGAUAAUUUACAAAGAAUUUGUUUUCUUCCUACCUGGCAUCUUGUGGAACUGGACACAAAGUGGAAUAUUUAUCACUGAUCCUCGGGAGUCUUACGUCAGUGGAGAAAAGAAAGCUUGUGUAGAGCAGGCUACACAGCGGAGGCAGAGCAGGGCAGAGGGGUGCUGGAUGGGGGCCACAGCCGGGCCUGAUGGCAGGAGCCCAGACCUCAGAGAGCUCUAAUCACGUCCUCUAGAAGGAGCCGAGGUGCUACAGUUCACGUGGAGACACUGAAAAGGUUGUGUGCCCAUGAGGUCGUCCAUGCUGGUCCUGCUCCUCCUCUUCAGUGUCCGGGCUGUGGCCGCCAACGGAGGAGACUCUUGUGCCGCCACGACGACCCAGCAGCAGGACUCAGGCAAGGACCCAGAUUCCACCCCCACAGUGGACCCCAAACUCCUCACAAAGCGGCGCUUCCUCUCGCCCCGGGUGCUCUUCAGCGCUCAGCCUCCCGAUGCAGACCCGGCGGGGUCGCAGGGUCCCGGUAGGAGGGCCCGCAGGCGAGCAGGGCAACCUCAGCACCGAGGAGUGUACUCCGUGUGUGAGAGCAUCAGCGUGUGGGUGGGCAACAAAACCAAAGCAACGGACAUUUCAGGCAACGAGGUGACAGUGCUGCCGGAUGUGAAUAUCAACAAUGUCAACAAGAAGCAGUACUUCUUUGAGACGACGUGUCACAGUGCGCGCUCUGGCAGCUCUGGGUGUUUGGGGAUCGAUGCCCGACACUGGAACUCCUACUGCACCAACUCACACACGUUUGUGCGAGCGCUGACCUCCUUUAAGAAGCUGGUGGCCUGGAGGCUCAUACGCAUCAACGUGGCCUGCGUGUGUGUGUUGAGCCGCAAGUCGUGGCGGCAGUGAAGACUUUUACUCCACAUCACACAAUCAGUACAAACACAGACACACUCACCACCCUAUGCACAAAGUAAAUUAUUGGUAUAUGAAAAGGUAUCAGGACUGCAUGUAUAAACACCAGGCCUGGGUCAAAUGGUAUCUGCAGCUCGUAGCUAUGUGGGAGUACAAAACACUGAGGGCUUGUUGCUGCAUCGCCUAGCAUCUGUCUGUUAGCAGCUGUUUAUAACAGGAAGUCCAACAGUCUUUUAUUAUCUCAUCUCUCAAUCCUCUAAUAACAAGUUCACCUUAAAGGGGAACUCCAUCACUCUUGUACUUAUGUUUACAUGUCCUGAGGAGUGUUUCUGAGCUCUAGGGGGAGCUGCACAUAUUCAUAAACCGCCUGAAAUGAUGCCACUUGAGUCAGUUAAAGUUAAAGAUUACAAGUUCAAAAAGACCAGAUCAUCAGACUCUUAAGUCAAAAUCAAAGAGAGGUUAGCAAACCCUCUGUAGCCAGACUCUCAUCUGUGCUGAAGUGAGCAGCUCAGACUAAAUGAUUUGCUACACUUGAUUCUUUGACUGGACUGUUGUUGCAUUGUGGGUAAUGUAGGCGCCUUUUAACAAGGGAAUAGACAGUGGGGAAAGACAUCCCUGAUACUGCUGUAUCAAUUUUGACAAAGAUUAUAGUAGUAAAAAGCCUAAGUGAGUACUUUGUUUCUGUUAAGAAUUCUCUAAUAAGCAAAGUUAUGAAAAAACAGCUCUUCACUCAGAGUAAAAAAAAAGAAGAAACAUGGAUCAGAGAUCAUUCUAUCACAGCAUGAGGAAGAGGAGUAUCUCUUAAUUAUUUGGUAUGUUUGAUCAAAUCUAUGUUUAGAGCGAGGGACAAGGUUUUAACCUACCUCUGAAUAGUUGUUCAUCUUCUUUUAAAGGGACAUACAGCUUAUUUUACUCUGCAAACUCUAACCACAACUACCAUUUUUCAUUUUCAUCAUGAAUAUGAAAAUUGUUUUUUUUUCAUUAUUAUUAUUAUUUAUUAUUACUAACAUUUAGGUUAUAUAAAUAUGAAUAAAAUAUUUUUUGUUAACUGCAUGAAAGAAUAAUUCUGAGUUUAGUAAAGCCUUGACAGGGCACACAAUGAUACAAAGUGAUUCAAACUAAAUAUAGGAGAAGGCUCACUUUAUUAAUCCCUGAGUGGAAAUUCAGUUAUUUCACUCUGAAUAUUGAUUCACAUAUAAAUAGACCUAAAAUACACACACACACACACACACACACACACACACA
Molecule: messenger RNA, 2158 nt
Organism: Labrus bergylta (ballan wrasse)
Lineage: Eukaryota; Metazoa; Chordata; Actinopteri; Labriformes; Labridae
Gene: ngfb
Product: nerve growth factor b (beta polypeptide)
Biological process (GO): regulation of neuron differentiation; cell surface receptor protein tyrosine kinase signaling pathway; nerve development
Cellular component (GO): synaptic vesicle; dendrite; axon
Molecular function (GO): nerve growth factor receptor binding; growth factor activity
Source: RefSeq, a predicted model, not a curated record